Messenger RNA from Dunckerocampus dactyliophorus (ringed pipefish), 1539 nucleotides. It is a transcript of the gene vdac2, whose product is annotated as voltage-dependent anion channel 2. The record is from RefSeq and is a predicted model, not a curated record. The coding region runs from base 141 to 992 and encodes 283 amino acids. Gene Ontology annotation, molecular function: voltage-gated monoatomic anion channel activity. Gene Ontology annotation, cellular component: mitochondrial outer membrane. Lineage: Eukaryota; Metazoa; Chordata; Actinopteri; Syngnathiformes; Syngnathidae. The transcript is spliced from 9 exons. Gene Ontology annotation, biological process: monoatomic anion transmembrane transport.
AUAGGUCAGGUUUCGUUGCAGCGGAGUCUCCUUCAGCUCGUCCUCCAGCCGGUGACGCUUGCCUCGCCCAGUGCGGUUUGAGGAACAUCGCUCCUAAAAGUCACGUUAGUCCACCUCUAGACACGUCUACAACCGAAGCAAUGGCCGUGCCUCCUUCAUACGCUGAUCUGGGCAAGUCCGCAAAGGACAUCUUCAACAAGGGCUACGGGUUUGGCCUGGUGAAGCUUGACGUCAAGACCAAGUCGGCCAGUGGAGUGGAAUUCAAGACAUCGGGUUCCUCCAACACAGACACCAGCAAGGUCGUAGGCAGCCUGGAAACCAAAUACAAGCGGGCCGAGUAUGGCCUGACCUUCACUGAGAAGUGGAACACCGACAACACCCUGGGAACAGAAAUCACCAUCGAAGAUCAGAUUGCCAAGGGACUGAAGUUAACCUUUGACACAACCUUCUCACCAAAUACGGGCAAGAAGAGCGGCAAGGUCAAGACCGCCUACAAGCGCGAGUACGUCAACCUGGGCUGCGACGUGGACUUCGAUUUCGCCGGCCCCACCAUCCACGGAGCGGGCGUGGUGGGCUACGAGGGCUGGCUGGCCGGGUACCAGAUGACCUUUGACACCGCCAAGUCCAAGAUGACGCAGAACAACUUUGCCAUCGGUUACAAGACGGGAGACUUCCAGCUGCAUACUAACGUCAACGACGGCGCGGAGUUUGGAGGUUCCAUCUACCAGAAGGUCAGCGACAAGCUGGAGACUGCGGUCAACCUGGCGUGGACCGCUGGCAGCAACAGCACACGCUUUGGCAUCGCCGCUAAAUACCAGCUGGACAAGGACGCCUCCGUUAGCGCAAAGGUGAACAACAACAGCCUGGUGGGGAUCGGAUACACCCAGACUCUUAGACCAGGUGUGAAACUCACCCUGGCUGGCCUGGUGGACGGGAAGAACAUCAACGCCGGAGGCCACAAGCUGGGUCUGGGCUUGGAACUGGAAGCCUAAAGCGCUUUCCUCCCACACUAAGGAACUCCGGAAUAUCAGAAGCAAAUUUGGCCUUAACGUUAUUUCCCAACCAGCAAGCGGGGGACAUCUGGAAGAGAUCGGGUUCAAAGGCUACAGCGACAAACUCUGAGCACUGCGUCACGCCGGUGCUUUUCUUUGUAUUAUUUAUAUCUUAAACGUAAUCUCAUGUUCCUGUCCAGCACUGCCAUAAUCAUCGAAUAGUCCAGUGGUGUCACUACAUCUGAUAUUCCUCAGUUUUAAAAAUACACCAGGCUUCCUUUGCUGUCCAAAUAAAUCCUUCCCUCCUUCCGCUCACACACAAACACACACUAGGGCGAGCUGAAGCUCUGCGACCCGUCCGCCAUCAGAACCUUCAACUCGGCAGUUUUUGGGUUCAUCUUGGCCGACCGAGCGAGCAAACGCGUUGGGAGUUCUCAACAGCCAAACUAUGAAAUCUCAAAGAAGAGUUAAGUGUAAGUCACCUUCUUCUACGUGGAGGUCCUUUUGUGUUUGCUAACUUUUCAAUAAAGUCUCAACUCCAAAUGCC